Messenger RNA from Solea solea (common sole), 2144 nucleotides. RefSeq names its product syntaxin-11-like. The record is from RefSeq and is a predicted model, not a curated record. Gene Ontology annotation, cellular component: presynaptic active zone membrane; SNARE complex; synaptic vesicle. Gene Ontology annotation, biological process: exocytosis; synaptic vesicle fusion to presynaptic active zone membrane; intracellular protein transport. Gene Ontology annotation, molecular function: SNAP receptor activity; SNARE binding. The transcript is spliced from 3 exons. Lineage: Eukaryota; Metazoa; Chordata; Actinopteri; Pleuronectiformes; Soleidae. The coding region runs from base 355 to 1257 and encodes 300 amino acids.
AGAACAUGUUUUGAGUGCAUAACCUUGAGAGGAAUGUCAUCUUUCAGCCCCAGUCUCUUGCUUCCUGGAGUAAAAAAUGCACCUCCUUUGUCUUGCCUGUCACCUGGGAAGGGGCGGAAGUCACAUAUGCUGAGCACACAGCAAGACAGACAUCAGAAUACAAAGAUGUGUUCCUCAGCACCUUGGACCAAAGAAAUCAGCGAGAGACACUGAACGGGUUGUGUUCUAAUAUUGUGGAACCCAAUCAACACAGGUGUGUUCCUUGUUGCUGGUUAAAUGACGACAUUCCUCUGAGCCACUGAGCUGUGUUGCAGCAUUGUUUUCACGCAAGAAAGAAAAUCUCCUGCAGGCAAAAUGCGGGACAUGCUGGAGAGACUGCAGAACAUUAGUGGAGAGCAGGAAGACCACGAGCCAGAGUUUAAUGGACCUGAGCAUGACGUAGACAAUAUGACUUUUUCCCAACAGGCAGUAGUUUUUGAGAACUCCUCCGCAAUUGACAACAUCCUGAAGGAAGCCCACUCCAUACGCAAGGAGAUCUCCGCUCUCCUUUUGGAGGUUGAGCACCUGAGCACACACAAUGAACGCUUUGGGACCUCUGUGCGUCGCUUUUCUCUGAUCCAAAAGGACUCUGACUCCAUCGCCAGAGGGAUCCAGCAAAGUGGGGAGGCCCUUUUCAACCGCCUGCAGGCUCUUGGUAAUAAGAGCAGCCAGCUGGAGGAGAAAGAAGGUCCUGACUCUGCUGUCAGCCGCAUUGCCCGAGUUCAGUAUGACACACUCACAAGAGAUUUUCAUGUUGUCAUGAGUGGCUACAACAAGGCUGAGGAGAUGCAGAGGAGCAUAUGUCGAGAGAGGAUCCAGAGACAGACCUCGAUUAUGGGGACUGACAUCACAGAUAAGCAGCUGGAUGUGCUGGUGAAUAAAGGUGGUGCGGGACUGGCAGAGCUGUCCCAGAGUCUGCAGACACAAGGUGGACGCACCAGCCGCUGGGCAUUGUCUGAGAUCAAAGGAAGACACAAGGAACUGGUGGAGCUAGAGGCCAGGCUGAAGGACAUCCAUGAACUAUUCCUGAACAUGGCCAUGCUGGUGGAGGAGCAGGGAUCCAUAAUCAAUAACAUUGAGAAAAACAUGUAUAGCACUCAGGAAUAUGUUGAAAAAGUCAAUGUUCACAUUAAGAAAGCCACACAGUACAAGAGGAAAAAUCCCUUCCUUCAAUUAUGUCCCUGUCUGCCCUGUUGGAGAAACAAACAAACAUUUUAGGACUUAUUAAGCACCUUAUGUAAUUUUAUGAAUGAUUGAAAGCUGAAAUAAAUAUUUAGUAAUGUAAUGUUAUGGACUGCUGAAAAAAACUGCAUCCAAAUAAAUCCAAUGUUUACAAUGAUAAUUCAUUUCUUGUUUUCAGCUGUUCAGGGUUUUGAGAUAUCAGCUGUCUGAAAUAAAAUGUCAUAAUAAACACAAAUGAGGCACUGUUCGUCACAUGAUCACAGAUUAAAUUGAGUCAUGAUAGUAAGUAGCAGUAAUAGCUAAGGGAUGUUUGACACCGUCACUGGUGCUAGAUGACAUUUGUUGAGAAGAGCAACGACAUGUACAGCACAUUAUUAAUUUGGUGAUCAUGCUUUAGCGGAAAUCUUAUCCUUUUCUCUUUUAAGUUACAGGAAACUGAGCCACACAUCAACGUGAGAGCUGAAAUUGUGAGGAAAUUGAUACUAAAGUGUUUGCUGUAUGGUACUUUGAUUAUAAACCAAUAAAUGUGGAGCAUACAUGACAGUAUGCAGAUUAUUAGGGGCCUCACACCCAUUUGACACCCACAUACCUGUGUGAGAUUAGAAUGUUACUUUAUUUCAAUUUCACCAAACAAGAUUGCAUUACACUUAGACAAACCAACUCCACUUACAUAAAGCCUAAGGGCUGAGGGAUAUAUGCAUAUCAGUUUGAAAAUUUACAAUUUAAGCCCUCGAGAAUGGCUAUUCUAUUGUUGCUGUAUAAAACAUCUAAAUAUAAUGGCUUAUGGUUAAAGGUCCAGUGUGUAAAAUUUAGUUGACUGUGAAUUUCUAAAAGUGUACAAUGACCUGGUUGUAUGAAUUGUUGUCUUUAUAUGAGAGCUGCAGCGAUUAUUCGAUUGAUUGGUUAUUAAUUGAUUGCUAUCU